AGACGGAGCUCGAGUUCCCAGGUCCUCCCCCCAGCGGCCGCCAUGGAGGACGCCAGUCUUCUGUCAAGGGCUUUGUUCCUAUGGUUCCAGCCGACGAUGGUCGCUGGCUUCAAGGCCCCGCUCCAGAGACACGACGCGCCGCCCUUGCCCACGUUCCUGGACCCCGACUCCCUGUACAAGGAUUUUGACCGAUGCUGGCUGGAGGAGCUCGCCAGAGCCAAAGAACGAAACCGCCUCCCGUCCAUGUUCAAGCUGUCGUACCGGCUCCUGCGAUGGGACGUGCUGCGAGCCGUGGUCCUGCAGGUCACCACCGUUAUCUGCAGAUUCGGUUCGGUGCUGGUUCUGAGGCGCUUCGUCCAGAUCAUCAUGGUGCUGGAAGUUGAGGAGUCCUUGUUCAAGGAGGGGUUGUUUAGCGCGCUGUGCCUCUUCGUUCUGGCCGUCUUCGUCGGCACACUGGAGCCGCUCGCCACACAGCAGUGCCAGUUCGCCGCCUACCGCCUCUACGCCAGCAUCGCCAUGGCCGUGAGGAGGAAGGGCGCGGAGCUCCACCCUGGCGUCCAGG
Messenger RNA from Prorocentrum cordatum, 562 nucleotides. The record is from the annotation of a GenBank genome assembly. NCBI's taxonomy places the organism in Eukaryota, Dinophyceae, Prorocentrales, Prorocentraceae.